Molecule: messenger RNA, 262 nt
Organism: Acaulospora morrowiae
Lineage: Eukaryota; Fungi; Glomeromycota; Glomeromycetes; Diversisporales; Acaulosporaceae
Source: the annotation of a GenBank genome assembly
GACAUUAAAAGAGAUUAUCUUCUUGUCGGGUUACACGGGAUACGCGGACUGCAUGGUGACACUAAGCACAAGGCAGGACGACUAUGAUACUGGUUCUACUAGUCGUGCUGAGAUGAGUGAGACGAGACACGUCGAUUGUGAUACAAUAAUACGAGAUUUCAAUUUUAUUGGUGAUGCCUCUGGUGAAUCAAAUGUGAUACGUGGUUCGGCUUUCGGAACACAUCAGAAAUCAGGAUUGCAGUUGCUGCUGUUGAAUUAUUAA